AUGUUUUCCAAACCAGAGUAUCAAAAUGAAAGAAUCCUGGGUGGAAUAACUGGAGGCAUUUCUGCCAGUGUACAUGGCGGAUGGGCUUGUCUUUCAAGAAGAAAGAAGAAACCAGGCAGUCAAGGUCGCCAUAUUUUCAGAAGUGAGAAAAGACCCACAGAAUUUGAUAAAAAGAUGCUGUUGUGGACUGGACGGUUUAAAAAAGAGGAGGAUAUUCCACCACUUUUGUCAGUUGAGGUGCUUAAGGCUGCUCAGAACCAGAUGCGGAUUCGAAUCUGCUACAUUAUGAUGGCAUUGACCUUACUGGGAUGUGUGGCCAUGGUCAUCUCUGGCAAACAGGCUGCUAAAAGAGAAGACACAUUGCUAAAGAUAAACACAGAGAAGAAGGCCAAAUGGAGGCUAGAGAGGCAACUGGAGCAGGAAUCAGCAGCUGGAAAAACUGAAUGACCGUGAAAGCAACAAGUCCCGAGGGACCGUAAGCUGAUUCACAUCCAGAGUUGAGAAAGCUUUUGGUCCUGUAACUCUGAGCAUGUUGUUGACCUCGGUAAUCCCACGUGUUUGGUUGUGAACGUAAAAGCCACAGCAGAGACCAGAUUUCUUUUCAGCUUGCUUUCAUCUACCUCUGAGUUGGCUAACAAAAAACUUCCUGGGUGGCCACCAGUUCUGACACUUGGGGACAAUUCCCACUCUGGAAUAGCACAAGACCCAAUGUGACUCUACUCCUCAAUAGCUUGUCUUUGAAAUCACUGCCCCCCACCCAAGAAGUCAUUAGUUAAGGAAGAUCAGUUCUAUACAUGCUGUUACGCAUGUGAGGGAAAUCAAUGAAAAUGUACUUCAUUUUUGUAGCACUGUGUAUGCUUUAUUCUGGGACGGGGAUUUGAACUUUGGCAACAUUCAGAUUUUUCUAAAAAAUGUGGUGACAAGAGAUAUAUGGGGGCAUAUGAAUAAUUUUAUUUACUUCAUAGCGUACUUUUCUCCUCCAUGGGAACCACUUUCUCCCCUUCCCACCAUUUUAUCUUCAUAACCAGUGAGGUAGGUUAGGCUGAGAGUAUAUGACUCUCAAGAGUCCAUAGGAGAGUGGGGAUUCUAACCUGGGUUUUCCAAAUCCUAACCCAAACUCCUACCAUUGCAUCGCUCUGUCUCUCAUGUAAACAA
Molecule: messenger RNA, 1155 nt
Organism: Sphaerodactylus townsendi
Lineage: Eukaryota; Metazoa; Chordata; Lepidosauria; Squamata; Sphaerodactylidae
Product: protein FAM162B-like
Exons: 5
Coding region: 1-447 (148 amino acids)
Biological process (GO): positive regulation of release of cytochrome c from mitochondria; cellular response to hypoxia; neuron apoptotic process
Cellular component (GO): mitochondrion
Source: RefSeq, a predicted model, not a curated record